AUUGCUAUUGUUCAAGAUGGCGGAUUGGGUAAGAGCUCAAGGAUGCUAAUACGUUGUAAAUGUGUUUAUCCCGUUUAUUUCGCCUUACUGGGCACUCUGUUGUGGCACUUAUGCUACAUCUUUUUCGAUUUGCAACCGUAAUUGAUGUGCACUUCUUGCCAAAUUGGAGGGAUUUGCUUCCAGGCCGUAUUAUUUUUACAUUCGCACGGGAAAGUUGAGUAUCGUUUGAAAAUGAAAAGACAAGCCGAGCGUGACUCGAGUCCUGCAAGAGCAAUACCAAAGCGAAUACGGGAAAGGGAACGAGAAGAGAGUCGUAGAGAUGAUGGGCCCACGCCGCUUGCUGUGUCGCUUGCGGACACCAGAUGUUAUCACAAGCAUCAGGCGCGGAGCCGGAGCAGGGAGCGAGAGAAGCCAAGGCUGCGGGAGGAGAGGGGUGCCGUCGGGGAUUUGCUCCAUCGUACUCAUCAUGAAAUUGGAUUACUCGGUCGCCCACCCCUGCGAACUACAUCCGUGGUGGGUAAAUCGUCAGCCGAAUUGUUAGGCAGCCGGACAGCAGCCGGCCUGGAAUACAAAACAUUACUGAUUAGCAACCUUGGCUCACAGUUGUCUGACGAGCAUGUGGAAGACGGAUUAUUUCACGAGUUUAAAAAGUUUGGAGAUGUCAGUGUGAAGCUGUCGCACACUCCGGAGCUGGGUCGUGUUGCCUACGUGAAUUUCAGACACACAGAGAACGCCCGCGAAGCCAGGCACAUGAAAGCCAGGUUAGUGUUGUAUGACCGCCCCCUCAAAGUAGAGCCCAUGUACAUGAGACGACGCAGCUGCACGCCUCCUGAUGUUGGGUAUGUGCCCCUACAUAGCGUGUACCAGUACAGACAGAGGUCCCUCUCCCCCGGGGCAGGUGUUAGCAGCAUUAGAGAAGCAAGAUCCCGACAUUACCCAGCAGCAGAUGGGUUGGGCCUCAGUAGGGAGCGUGAGCGGGUCUUGGAUUACUACAACGUGUUGGACGAACGAGGCCGGCCCUACACCUACCAGGUUCCAGAGGAGGACUUAAAGCCAGAGGAUGACCAACGCGCCACCAGAAACCUUUUCAUCGGGAAUUUGGAGCACAGCGUGUCAGAGGUGGAGUUGAGGCAAGGCUUUGACAAAUAUGGCAUCAUAGAGGAAGUGGUGAUAAAACGACCGGCGCGUGGGCAGGGCGGGGCCUACGCCUUCCUCAAGUUCCAGAACCUAGACAUGGCACAUCGGGCUAAAGUCGCCAUGCAGGGACGCAUCAUCGGAGGCAACGCCGUCAAGAUCGGCUACGGCAAAGCCAACCCCACCACGCGGCUGUGGGUCGGGGGGCUCGGGCCGAACAUUUCUCUCGCCGCGCUGGCUCGUGAGUUUGACCGCUUUGGCAGUAUCCGCACCAUCGACUAUGUGAAAGGUGACAACUUCGCCUAUGUUCAGUACGAGAGCCUCGACGCAGCGCAAGCUGCCUGCACUCAGAUGAGGGGGUUCCCCCUGGGUGGGCCCAGCCGACGGCUCCGUGUGGACUUUGCAAAGGCUGAGGAUUCUCCUCGUGGAUACCCUCAGCAGUACCAGCCACCACUGGCUGCCCUCCCAGCCCAUUAUGAGCUCCUCACAGAUGGCUACAGCCACCACCGUAGCUUGGAGCGAGAGCUGAGGGCACGCGGCGGGCACUCUCCCACUCAUCCACUGUUUGCGGAAAGGGAGCAGCGUCCCCUGGUGGCCGAGCAGCAAGACUGGAGUCCCCCCAAAAACGUGGAGAGGCGGACGGCAUCGCUGGAAGUAUUUGGGCGCACCCGCGCCGCACGCAGCAGAAGCCGCAGCAGGGAACGCUGGCUGAAGGAGCGGGACGUGGAGCGUGGUGGAGGAGCUGGGAAGAGCUGGGAAGAGAGACGGAAACGCUGCAGUCGGUCCAGCGAGAGGCCCUCUGACGACCGGGGACGCUCCAAAACCAGAGCUGCAGGAGGAGGCAGCGGUGGCCCGGUGUCACCGGAGGACAGCCCGGAGCGAGCGUGCACACGGCUCCCAGAUUCCACCUCCGAGCCUCAGGAAGAGUCACCACCUGAAGGGGGGCUCCAUUCUCCAAACAUCAGCCAGGAGCCGUCACAUGACACACACACGAAAAAACAUCCCACACCGAUUGAACAGAGGCAGUGUGUCGGGGGGCGAGAGACUGAUGCCGAUUCGCAGACGGAAAAGAAACAGAAGCCCGUGGGCACACUACUCGAGCUUGCCCAGUCCCUGAGUCAGGUGUGGCACGGCUCACUGGUGUUGAAGAACAGCUGCUUCCCCACUCACAUGCACCUGCUGGAGGGGAGCUCCAUCUUUGCCCUGACCUUGCUGCGGGACCCUGCCGUCAGCAGCAACAGCAAGCCCACUACCAGCACCGGCCAGCUGAAGAUCGCCCAGCGCCUGAGGCUGGACCAGCCCAAGCUGGACGAGGUGAUGCGGCGCAUUCAUCUGGGUGGACCCGAGGGCUACACUGUGCUGCUCGCCCUGCAAGCCCCCAUGGAGAAAGAGCCCCCCCCUACUGAACCCGGCCUACAGAAACGCCUGCUGAGAAACCUGGUGACGUACCUCCGAAACAAACAGGCGGCCGGCGUUAUCAGCCUGCCGCUGGGAGGGGUGAAAGAGCACGAGGGAGGAGGAGGCAUGUUGUACGCUUUCCCACCGUGUGACUUUUCCCAGCAGUACCUGAAAAGUGCCGUCAGGAUGGCAGGCAAGGUGGAGGAGGAACACCUGGUCAUUGUCAUUGUGAAAGAUACUAUUUAACAAUAUUGUUUCUUGCUAGUUUUUUUUUUUUUUUUUUUAGGUGGACAAAACUCUUGAGCCAUGAGAAACCCAGGCAGACAGGCAGUGUGUCCUUGUCUUUCUGAGAAGCCCACAGUCCUGGCAGAAGGCUCUACCUGCCCUUCGACACGGUCCCAAAACGGCCCAAAACACGGUUACAUUUUACAAGACUGACAGCUGUUUGCAGACUGUAGUGAACAUGGUGAUUUGGAUAACCUCACAUGUUUUUAGAAAAAGCCAACAGAAACGCUGUGUUUUAAUUUUUACCCUUUUUUUAAAUUAGUGGUCCAUUACAUGAUAUGUCUUAAAAUGUAAAAGUUGUAUUUUCUAAUGCAUGCAAGGGGGCAUUUUUGCAAUGGAUAUUUUUGAUUGAUCCAGUUUUAAUGGAUGUCUGUCUGUCAGGAAGUGACUGAUGUGAACAUUUUUUUUCUUCUUGAUCUAAUUAAUGUUCCUAGAUCACUCUGUGACACACCCACACACAAUUUGACUCCUGUUUAACUUCCCUGACUUCUUUUGAUUGUAUGUUUGUACUGUCUGCUUCUGGGGCAACAAGAAACUGUUGAAGCAAUCUUUAAGUAGACAGGCAAGGGAUUUAGUCUAAAAAGGCCCUUAUCUACCUCUGCAAUGUUGUAUUGGUGUAAUCAUUCUUCAAGCAAAGGCAGGAACAACAAGACUUUCUACUUUAGUUACCUUAACUCUCGGGCCUUUUCGUGUCCAAUAUUACAUCAAACAUUCAGUGGCAUUAGUGAUAAUGUCUGCCUCCACCGUAUCCUGCUGAUGUAAUCUGGCCAGAGACAGAAAGACAGAAAAGGAACAACACUCUUUCUUACUCCCCCUUUGAGCGCUCAUAACCUGAAUUGUCUUCUAUCUGCAUCAAUCUUUAUCACAGCUAUGAUCAAGGACAGCAUUAGUACAAGUUAAAAUACUUUUGAAACUACACUACACUCUUAUACAAGUGGGUAUAAUUCAUAGGAAAACAAGACUGUGGAUGAAUUAUACACCCCUCCAGUGUAAAAGAGGUUUUGCUCUAAAAUUUACACUAAACAGAUUCCUCGGUCUUGUUGCACAAAAUGUUUAUUCAAACCUGUUCUCAUUUAACUAUAAUUGUCGAACUCUACAAAGGGAAGAUGUCACACUCCUUUUUAAUAUAUCAGGUAGUUUGUUAUUUAAAAGUCAUUAUAAACUGUAUGCUGUAUGCAAAAUGUUAAGUAAACACGUUAUGUCCUUGUGUAAA
Clupea harengus (Atlantic herring) is the source of this 4030-nucleotide messenger RNA. It is a transcript of the gene rbm15b, whose product is annotated as RNA binding motif protein 15B. Gene Ontology annotation, molecular function: RNA binding. NCBI's taxonomy places the organism in Eukaryota, Metazoa, Chordata, Actinopteri, Clupeiformes, Clupeidae. The record is from RefSeq and is a predicted model, not a curated record.